Chiloscyllium plagiosum (whitespotted bambooshark) is the source of this 2696-nucleotide messenger RNA. NCBI's taxonomy places the organism in Eukaryota, Metazoa, Chordata, Chondrichthyes, Orectolobiformes, Hemiscylliidae. The record is from RefSeq and is a predicted model, not a curated record.
AUGGAUGAGUGCGGACAAGCAUAUGAUAGCAAAUUUGCGGGUGACAUUAUGGUCGGUGGAGUUGUGGAUAGUGCUCAUGCAUGUUACAAGGUACAGAGGGAGAAAGAUAAUCUGCAGAGCUGGGCUGCGGUGCGAAGUGAUGAGGAGAGUUACAGGAGAAUGAUAUGGGAGGACAAUAUGAGAUACAUCGAACAACACAACAUCGAACACUCAUUGGGAAAACGCACAUCUAAAGUGGGAAUGAACAAAUUUGGAGCUCUGACCAAUGAAGAGUUCAAUAAGCUCAUGAAUGGACUUCUCCGAAUCGAAGCUGUCAACAUGACUGAAAUUGAAACUGAUGAAAGAGAUGGAAGUAGUCAAUCUGAAGAAAGUCACAUUCAAUUGAGAACUGCAACUGUUGACUGGCGUCGAGAAGGUGUAGUUACUCCAGUGAAAAACCAGGGUCAAUGUCAUUCUGACUGGGCUUUCAGUGCAACUGGAGUUUACUAUGAUGAAAAUUGCAAUGCUGGGGAACAGACUGGGGUGAAGACGGGUACAUCAAAAUUGCUAAGGAUAGAGGGAAUAACUGUGAAAUUGCCAGUUUUGUGCGGUACCCUGUCGUGUAACGAGCCAACUGAUAAGACAGAGCUUCAUCAAUCCCAGCUGAAUGAUAAACCGGAUCAUUUCGGGGUGUCCGUUCCUCGUCGAGCGCAGGUGUUCAUCUCCAGUAUCCUCGUUUCAAUGCUUAUGCAGUCAAUCAUUUCACCAAUGUGUUUGAAUUUUCAGACCAAUGAAGAGUUCAAUAAGCUCAUGAAUGGACUUCUCCGAAUCGAAGCUGUCAACAUGACUGAAAUUGAAACUAAUGAAAGAGAUGAAAGUCGUGAAUCUGAAGAAAGUCACAUUCAAUUGAGAACUGCAACUGUUGACUGGCGGAGAGAAGGUGUAGUUACUCCAGUGAAAAACCAGGGUCAAUGUCAGUCUUCCUGGGCUUUCAGUGCAACUGGUGGCAUAGAAGGACAGUGGGCAAAAAAGCAUGGAAACCUGGUUUCUCUCAGUGAACAGAAUCUGAUUGAUUGUUACGAUUGGGGUUCUGGAUGCUAUAGUGGAUCCGCAUCGGAUGGCUUUGAUGAAGUGAUUGAACUUCAAGGCAUCAACUCUGCUGAAACUUACCCUUACACAGGAAAGGAUAGAGACUACUGCAGAUUUCAGCCAGAUAAAAUUGCCGCUAAAGUCACUGACUACAAAUGGGUUUGGGGAGGCGAGGCAGCAUUGGAACAAGCUGUGAGAGAGAUAGGACCGAUGUCUGUUGUGAUUCAUGCAAGUCUGAAAUCCUUUCAACAUUAUAAAGGAGGAGUUUACUAUGAUGACAAUUGCAAUGGAUAUGUAACCGAUGAAGUGCUGGUGGUUGGUUUUGGAAUUGAGGAUGGAUUGAACUAUUGGCUGGUUAAAAACAGGUCCGUGAUUAGCGCCCAUUUGCUGGCUACUUUGGUGAGGAAUUCGUGCAUAUGGGUGCGUCAACGACACGGUGAUCAGGAAUCCAGUGCCGACAAUAUUGAAUCAUCCCCGGAAAAGCUGGCAGCUGGAUCCGUUUGGGGAGACCUUAGAUAUAGUCUCAAGCCAUUGACCAGUCAGAUUCUGAUGGGAUCAGUCAGUUGCAAACACCCGGUAGAAAGAGUGAACUCUGGUACAUUAAAUCUUGUCCUCCUGAGCAGAGGGACCAGCGUCUGUUUGUCGUUUCGAGAAAAACACAGAAGCACCAGGAGAGGAAAGCUGGCCAGUGACAAAUACGCGGCGAGAAAAACUGAUACAAUUCUUGCUACUCAGCCACAAGACACAAGUCUGGCCUCCACCUUGGAGGAGGGAACCAACGACCAGCUGAAUGCCAAAACUGUUGGCAUCCCCAAUGUGACCCUGCAAAACUGGAUGAUCCAGGAUUAUCUGCUGUUCGAGAAAGUGGGCGCAUGCACCCUCAUCGUUUCCGAUUGCUGCACUUACAUACCCAACCCCAGUGAGGACGUCAGUAAGCCAGCCUGGCAUAUCCAAGGCGCUACCGCAGAUACAGACUACUGCAGAUUUCAGCCAGAUAAAAUUGCUGCUAAAAUCACUGACUACAAAUGGGUUUGGGGAGGCGAGGCAGCAUUGGAACAAGCUGUGAGAGAGAUAGGACCGAUGUCUGUUGUGAUUAAUGCAAGUCUGAAAUCCUUUCAACAUUAUAAUGGAGGAGUUUACUAUGAUGAAAAUUGCAAUGGAUAUGUAACCGAUGAUGUGCUGGUGGUUGGUUUUGGAAUUGAGGAUGGAAUGAACUAUUGGCUGGUUAAAAACAGCUGGGGAACAGACUGGGGUGAAGACGGGUACAUCAAAAUUGCUAAGGAUAGAGGGAAUCACUGUGAAAUUGCCAGUUUUGUGCGGUACCCUGUCGUGUAACGAGCCAACUGAUAAGACAGAGCUUCAUCAAUCCCAGCUGAAUAAUAAACCGGAUCAUUUCUGUUUAUGCUGACUCAUUCAAAGACAUUGCUUUAAUUGUCUGCUGCAAAUUUAAAAAGUGAAAUAAUAACGAUUUUUGCACAAUUCUAUCGCUUCAUAUAAAACAAAUGGCAUUGUCUGAUUGAUACAUAUAGCCACUGUAAAUGACAGAAUGAAUACAUUCUCCAGCUUGUAGAAGACAAUAAUCUGCAUGUACUGCUGAUGUCCAACAAUAAAGUAAAGGCUGCCAGCAA